Molecule: messenger RNA, 1368 nt
Organism: Nanorana parkeri
Lineage: Eukaryota; Metazoa; Chordata; Amphibia; Anura; Dicroglossidae
Product: SH2 domain-containing adapter protein D-like
Exons: 9
Coding region: 1-1368 (455 amino acids)
Molecular function (GO): phosphotyrosine residue binding
Source: RefSeq, a predicted model, not a curated record
AUGGCAAGGUGGCUUAAGGAUUACUUACAUUUUGGGAGCAAGAAGUCUCCUCCACAACCUCCUAAGCCUGACUACACAGAGAGUGAAAUACUCCGUGCCUACAGAGCUCAGAAGAACUUGGAUUUUGAGGAUCCUUAUGAGGAGAAGAACAAUGACAAGGAACUAUUGAGUUCUCCAUCCAGGAUCGAUGAUUUGCAACUCAUUGUAUCCCCUAAACACCGUCUUAUCAAGGUGGAGCCAUCAGAAUAUAAGAGGAAGCCUCAUCUAGGUUCAGAGGAAGAGCCCGGAGGGAAGGUCAGUGAAGUCAGUGACUACUCAAACCCAUUUGAUAUGAAGAACAAAUGUAUUUAUGAUCCUGAAGAAAUGGAAGAUACAAGUUACAUGGAACCAUAUGAUGAUCAUAGACCGUUGGGAGAUCAACAGGAUUGUAGGGAGAAAGUGACAGAAAAGGUCCUGCAACUUUAUGAUUCUCCUUAUCAUGAGCGAUACAAGACACUCCCUCAUGAAAGCUGCCAGCCAUCUGUGGAUGAAAGACCAGCGGAUGAGUAUGACCAACCCUGGGAGUGGAAGAAAGAUGACAUCAGCCGAGCAUUUGCAGUGCAGUUUGAAGGUUCUGGAUGGCAAUGUGGAUCUCCUCAUAUGAGGGCACGCCUUUUACAGUCCACCCCGAGGAGCCCUGUGAAUCUGCGACCCUCUAGUCCUGACCUUACUGCAAAUCAAAGGGAUCAUGGCUCACCGCCCAAAGAGCUUGACUGCUCAAGAGUAAGGAGGCCCAUUUGUGCUGAUCUGCAAAGACACGGGUGGUUCCAUGGACCUCUGAGCUGCACAGAUGCAGAGAAACGGUUGCAUAAAAGUGACCCUGGAAGCUUCUUGUUGCGCACGGAGGCUGAAAGUAUGUUCUUCCUUUCUGUUAGAGGGCGCAGUAGCAUCUUACACGUCAAGGUGAUCGUCAUGCCAGAUGGCCGAUUCAUGCUUGGGGAUAGUGGACCGACCUUCCCCUGUAUCCCUGAUAUGGUGCAGCAUUACAUCCAGUCUCCGCUGUUGUUCCCGGGGGAGGGACAAGUAACGUGGGAAAGGAUUAUUACCCCUGUCAAUGUCUUUGUUGUUUGUAUCCUUCUAGAAACACAACAGAAAGUGGAAAUCACCUCAACAGGAAGUGGAAAUCACCUCAAAGUCCUUCCUGCCAAAUUGUCACCAGAUAAAAGCAUCCCAUUUGGAGACUUUUCUUCAACUCGUUUUCUGGUGACAGCCAGCCCCGAGUCCAGUGCCUUGCAGAGCACCGAGUCCAGUGCCUUGCAGAGCCCCGAGUCCCGUGCCUUGCAGAGCCCCGAGUCCAGUAUCUUGCAGAGGCCUGAGUCCAGUGCGUAG